This is a messenger RNA of Ipomoea triloba (trilobed morning glory), 4003 nucleotides long. RefSeq names its product disease resistance protein TAO1-like. Gene Ontology annotation, biological process: defense response; signal transduction. The transcript has 5 exons. Bases 122 to 3874 code for a protein of 1250 amino acids. Gene Ontology annotation, molecular function: ADP binding; ATP hydrolysis activity. The record is from RefSeq and is a predicted model, not a curated record. NCBI's taxonomy places the organism in Eukaryota, Viridiplantae, Streptophyta, Magnoliopsida, Solanales, Convolvulaceae.
UAGUAUUUUCCUUUCCAUUACUACACGCAUUUUCCAAGCUCUUUAAAUAUUAUAAACUAGCUAUCUAGGAAAGCUGCAAGCAAAUCAAGACAGAAGAUACAUAGCGCUCUCAAUUUCAAAUAUGGCUUCUUCUUCAUCAUCUUCAACGACUACACCUUGGUUGUUUGAUGUUUUUUUGAGUUUUAAAGGAGAGACACGAAAAUCUUUUACUGAUCAUCUCUAUGUAGAUUUGUGCCAAGCUGGAAUUAAUACCUUUCGCGAUGAUGAAGAAAUCCCGAAAGGUGAAAACAUCUCUGCUAGGCUAUUGGAGGCCAUCGAGGGGUCCAAGAUAUCUAUCAUCGUAUUCUCAAAAACUUAUGCUCGAUCUAGAUGGUGUCUUGAUGAAUUAGUGAAGAUCCUAGAAUGCAAGGAAAAAUUACAACAGAUGGUUCUUCCUAUAUUCUACAACGUUGAUCCUUCAGAGGUUCGGAAACAAACAGGUGAGUUUGGCGAGGCAUUGAAUCAACAUCGAAAACGAUUUGGAGACCUAAAAGUUGAUGAGUGGAAAACUGCACUCACUACCGUUGCUGAUUUGUCCGGAUGGGAUUUGCAAAUCAUGACAAACGGAUUUGAGUCAAAGUUCAUCAAGAAAAUUACUGAAGAGGUAUUAAGGGAAGUGAAUCAUACAUACAUGAAUGUUGCAAAGUACCCUGUUGGAAUUGAUUCUCGUGUUAGAGAUAUACAUCAUUUAUUACAAAGUCAAACAAAUAAUGAUGUCAAGAUGAUUGGAAUUUUUGGUAUGGGUGGUGUUGGAAAAACAACUCUUGCUAAAGCCUUAUAUAACUUGAGUUUUCAAAGGUUUGAAGGUAGUUGUUUUAUAGCAAACAUUAGAUCAGAAGUUUCUGAGAGACGACACAAUGGUUUAGUUCGUUUACAAGAGAAACUUCUUUGUGAAACACUCAAGAGAAAGAAAUUUGAAAUAGAUAAUGUUGAUAGAGGAAUAAGUUUGAUCAAAGAAAGAUUGCGAUCAAAAAAAAUUAUUAUUGUUCUUGAUGACAUAGAUCAUAUAACUCAGCUAGAAUCAUUAGCAGGGCAACGGGAUUGGUUUGGUUCAGGUAGCAUAAUUAUCAUGACAACUAGAGAUAUUCAUUUGUUGAGUAACCUUGGAACACACGAGAAGUACAAGGUUGACAUGUUAAGCACUAAUGAAUCUUUGGAGCUCUUUAGUUGGCAUGCCUUUGAUGAUCCUAUACCAUUAGAGGGUUAUGUUGAACUAUCCAAAAAAGUAGCUGGUUAUACUAAUGGACUUCCAUUAGCACUUAAAGUCAUAGGUUCUCAUUUACAUGGAAAAUCAGUGCAAGAAUGGAGGGAUGACAUUGAGAAAUUAAAAAAGAUACCUCAUGGCGAAGUUCAAGAAAUUCUUAAAAUUAGCUAUGAUGCACUUGAUGAUGAUACUCAAAACAUCUUUCUCGAUAUUGCUAGUUUUUUCAAUGGGCAUGACAAAAACGACACUGCUAUGAUAUUGGAAGCUUGUGGUUUUUAUGCUGAAAGUGGAAUUAGAACUUUGGCAGAAAAAUGCUUGUUAACAAUAGAUCAGAUUGGAAAAGUUGGAAGACUUGAGAUGCAUGAUUUAGUCCAGGAUAUGGGAAGAGAAAUUGUUAGAAAAGAAUCUCCACGAGAACCUGGCAAACGAAGUAGAUUGAUGGACCCAAAGGAUGUCUUUGAUGUUCUCCAAGACAACAAGGGCACGGAAGCAAUUGAAGGUAUGAUUGUAAAUUCUAACAUGUUAAAGUAUGUGCCUUUGAAUACCAAACUAUUCACAAGGAUGGUAAAGUUACGAAUACUCAUAUUGGAUGGAGUAUGUCUCAAUGGAUCUUUUGAAUAUUUAUCCAAUGAGCUUAGGUUGUUUAGGUUGUAUAAUUGCCAUUUGAGUCACAUACCAUCUAAUUCUUGUUUUGGGAAACUUGUUGAGUUAGACGUGCAAGAUAGCAAUAUCGAAGAGUUUCAACCCAAUAUGCAGUAUUUUAGAUGCUUGAAGAUUUUAAAGCUUGAUGGUUGUGAACAACUUAAGAAAACAUUGGAUUUCACUGGAGCACAGAGUCUUCAAAAAAUAUUUUUUAUAAAUUGUUCAAAUUUAGUCAAAGUGCACCCAUCAAUUGGAAGUCUGGAGAGCCUUGUGGAGUUACAUUUUAGUAGUUGCAAGAAACUGAAGGUGCUUCCCAGUAGCAUUUGCAAGUUAAGGUCCCUUGAGUUCUUAAUUUUAAAUGGUUGUGAAAAACUGGAGGAGCUUCCAAUUGACUUGGGAAAAUUAGAGCAACUAAGAGGGUUAUAUGCUCAAAGAACUGCUAUCUCACACCUACCCUUUUCUUUAGGAUGUUUGAGAAAUCUAGAGGUCCUACGCCUGGGAGAGCAAAAGGGUUUACUACCACUGGAAUCAAAAUCUCAACUUCUUGGCAUCUUAUCACCUCAUUUGUGGUCAAAAAGAACUCGUAAUCCUCUCGGUUUUUUUCCACCUUCAGUUGCCAAUUUAUGCUCAUUGGAAAGUCUAAGUAUGCCUAACAACUAUCUCCAUGAAGUAGAUCUUCCAAUUGCUCUGGGGAGUUUGACCUCAUUGGCACAUUUAGAUUUAUCAGGAAGUUGCUAUCUUCAAAACUUACCCUUCACCCUUUGUCAUCUUUCUAAUUUGAAAAGCCUCAGAUUGGACAAUUUGCAAAAUCUUAGAGCACUUCCAGAACUCCCUCCUAAUUUGGAGGAACUCUCUGCAGAAAAUUGUGUCUCAUUGGAAAAAGUUGCUUAUAUAUCAAACUUGAGAAGACUCAAAGGGUUAUACAUUCCCAACUGUAAAAGUUUGGUUGAGCUUCCAGGCCUUGCGUGUCUUGAAUCCUUAGAAGUGCUUGACUUAGCAAGUUGCAAUGCUUUGAUUACUUCUUACAACUAUUUGCAAGAAGUAGACCUUUCGAUCACUGUUGGAGAUGGAGAUGGAGAUUUUUCCUUGUCAACAUAUUUAGAUUUGAAUGGAAAUUGCUCUCUUCAAACCUUACCAUUCAACCUUUGUCAUCUUUCCAAUUUGAAAAGCCUCAACUUGGAGGAUUUGCAAAAUCUUAGAGCACUCCUACAACUUCCUCCUAGUUUGGAGGAACUCUCUAUAAAAAAUUGUGUCCGUUUAGAAAGAGUUGCAGACAUAUCAAACUUGAAAAGUCUAGAAGAGUUGAAUAUUCGCAAUUGCAAAAGUUUGGUUGAGCUUCCAGGGCUGAAAAAUCUCGAAUCCUUACGAAAUCUUGAGAUAACAAAUUGCAGUGCUUUGAGUAUUUCUUCGACUGAAAAGUGGUUCAAGGCACGUUACGAAGGUGAUAGUGUCAAGAUUUGGCUUCAAGUAUGGGGAACUUUAGUAUUUUGCAAUAUUCCAACUUGUUUGGGGUUUGAAUCCUUAAAACUCAUUAUCAGUGAAAAUGAACAAAAUCGCUAUAAUGGAGUUCGAGUGAGGGUGAGAAGCAAAACCACUGGUGCUUGGAUUGUAAAGGAACCCAAAUAUAUUCAGAUCAAUGGAUAUGACAAAAUUGAAUUUGAGGUCCCAACAGUGAUUGCACAAGUAUUGGAGGUUUAUGCAGAAUUCUGUCCUUUGCAGACAGUUUGUCUAUUUGAAAUAUAUAGAAACAGAGAGGAGGAAGUGCGUUUCUUUCCAUCCACAAGGGGACUCCUGGAAUUUGAGGAAACAGCAACAGAUGGAUCUUUAAGUAGUCUCCAAAAUGAAGAAAAUAGAUUAAUGAUAGAAACUGUUGCGGAUUCAACAGGUGACGAGCAGAAUGGUAGGGGUAGGAGAAGACACACAAGAUGUUGCAUUUGGGAGUUUCUACUCAAGUGCUUUUGUUGGGAUAAUGAAGAUGAACAUUAUUAGCUAGUGUGGUAAAUAAUGAUGUUGUAAUUUGUACGUAAACCUAAACCUACUUUACAAUUAUAAUAAAGUUGUACUUGAUUCCCCAACACGCUCUGCAGCCUUAAGUAAGAGGAUCAGUUAUGACAAUUC